CCGGGCAGCAGCUGCAGCGGAGCGGCUGCGACAGCGACAGCAGCACAGCCCCGCAGCACCACCGCACUGCUCCCUGCACUGCUCCUGCACUGCUCCCUGCACCGCUCAGCCCUGCAGCAACACCGCAGCGCUCCCUGCACAGCACAGCACAGCACAGCACAGCCCGCAGCAACACCGCCGAACCCACAUCCAAACCCACUGCUGCAGAACUGAAAUGGAAACCAUGCACGAGCUGAUCCCCUUCGCCAAGGAAAUGCUCAGCCAGAAGCCCAACAGGAAGAUGGUCAAGCUGUACAUGCUGGGCAGCGUGCUGGCCUUCUUCGGGGUGGUCAUCGGCCUGGUGGAGACCGUGUGCAGCCCCUUCAGCUCCCAGGGCAGCCCGGAGGAGGAGGAGGACAGGAGCAAGGCCGCGGCGCCCCGGGAGCAGCGGCUGCCGCAGAAAAGGGAGGAUUUGGUGCUGGCCAAGGGCAAGGCUGCGCCGGCGCUGCAGAGGGCCCUGGUGACCCGGCAGCACGCGUCCUAGGCUGGCCACAGCACCCAGAGACUCCGCCUGCCCAGGGGGUUCCAGCACGAAGAGAAGGCUCGGCUGAAGGAGGCUGCCCGUGUGAGCCUCGCCACAAGUGAAGGGUUAUAUUUGCUGCCGUGCAGCAGUGGGGAAAAAUACCUUUUGUUGGUAUAAACCCGCGCGCGACGCACAGCGCGGGUUCUUAUUUUUCUUACGGACGCAUUUUACACCGUUUUGCAAGAUCAAUAAAUAUUUUAUAUGGUA
Molecule: messenger RNA, 769 nt
Organism: Passer domesticus (house sparrow)
Lineage: Eukaryota; Metazoa; Chordata; Aves; Passeriformes; Passeridae
Gene: G0S2
Product: G0/G1 switch 2
Exons: 2
Coding region: 215-523 (102 amino acids)
Source: RefSeq, a predicted model, not a curated record